This is a messenger RNA of Radiomyces spectabilis, 3040 nucleotides long. RefSeq names its product nuclear condensing complex subunit. The record is from RefSeq and is a predicted model, not a curated record. Bases 142 to 2814 code for a protein of 890 amino acids. Gene Ontology annotation, cellular component: condensed chromosome; condensin complex. The transcript has 19 exons. NCBI's taxonomy places the organism in Eukaryota, Fungi, Mucoromycota, Mucoromycetes, Mucorales, Radiomycetaceae. Gene Ontology annotation, biological process: mitotic chromosome condensation.
GUCAACAAGAUUUUUUUCCUCAAUUUGGGGCCGACGCGUGAAAGUGGAAAUAGGAACGUUUCAAUUGCCGCGUCUGAAAGACUGCCUUUUUUUUGUAUCGGCCACCUGAAUCGAGGUGACUUUUUAAACAUCUUUAACCUCAUGCCGACAGCUACUUCUAGAAAGGCGACAGCUAUUGCGUCAUUAUCCACAACAAUACCUCAAAUCUUCAAUGACGCUCAGAAACCAAACGCUAACCAACGAAAGCACGCUAUUGCCUUGCGAAAGAUUCAGGAACAGUGUGCUUUAAACAGCCCCAUUGUCGAAGAUCAGCCUCAAGAUAUCGAUGCCGAAGGUGAAGCAGCUUUUAUACAAGAGACGAUCCGAAACCUCAAUAAGAUUCUACGAAUUCGAAAACGAGAACCCCAUGCUGAUCGUAUCAUUCGAUUUGUCGCUACCUUUAUUCAAUACACUCAACAGCUAGAUAGCAAAGAUACGGAGAAAGAAGAAGAUAACGACGAGGAAAACGAAGAGGAAGAGGAGGAAGAAAGCGAAACCGUGUCAUCGCGAUUUGUCGAAUACCUUAUGCGCCACUUGCUCAGAGGCAUGAAAGCGAAAAGUAAAUCCAUUCGACUACGUUGUUGCCAGAUUAUCGCUCUCAGUAUCAAUUCCCUGGGAGAAAUUGAUGAAGACCUGUACCAGGAUCUGAGACAGGCAUUGUUUGAACGCAUCAAAGAUAAGGAGUCCUCUAUUCGUAUUCAGGCGGCCACCGCUCUUUCUCGAUUGCAAAACGCCGACGACGAAGUAGACGAAGCUGACGGCAAAACGAUUACACAAAAGUUGGUUCAUAUUCUUCAGCAUGACCCAAGCGCGGAAGUACGUCGCGUUGUCCUAUUUAACUUAGAUCAGACCAAAGAAACCCUUCCUUUCAUUAUUGAACGCGCGCGUGAUGUGGAUGCCAUCAAUCGUCGGGUUGUGUUUCUAAAACCUAUGGCCGAUCUUCAGGAUUUCAGAAUGCUCACGGUUCAGCAACGACAUCAGUUAUUGAAAUGGGGUCUCAACGAUAGAGAUCCUUUGGUGAGAAGAGCUGCCAGUCGAGUCAUUGCCACGCACUGGAUUCGACACGCUGAUCAUAAUCUGCUGGAGUUCCUCGAACGCAUGGAUGUAGUUGAAGGGGAUGCCGCGGAAGACAUAUUAACAGCCUUCCUGUCCAUGAGAAUCGAUAUUAUCAACGAUAUCAAAUUCGACGAUCAAUUUUGGGACAAUCUUUCUCCUGAGAGUGCAUUUCUGGCAAAAGUAUUCAUCAAAUUUCUGCAAUCCAAAAAGUACGAUGAAAAAUUAGACGCCUUACUUCCAGAGGUGACACGACAUGCUUUUUAUAUUCAAAAUUACAACCAUUUAUGGCAACAAGCAUCAAAGGAGACCGAAGGAGACUAUGAAUUUAUCAUUGGUCAAUUACUGGAUAUUGCCAAAUGUCUUGAUUACGCCGAUGAAGUCGGUAGACGAAAGAUGUUUGUCUUGUUGCGUGAAAUUCUUAUGGUGCCUGAUAUACCGGAUGAUCAUCUGAAAAGUAUCGUAGAACUUUUCCGCAUUAUUUCACUGGACGAGAAAGAUUUUACUAGAACGAUGAUGGAAAUUAUCUCGGAUAUACAAGAAGUUGCGGACACAGAUGAUACCAAUGACUUGGACAUGGAAAAUGAACUGCCUGCUAAACGAAUGAGACUUGCGGAUCGAUCCAUGACCGUGAAAAAUGAGCAAGCUGACGAAGAAACUGAUCCUCAUGCAUUACGGCAAAUGGUCGCUCGUUUAAAGUGUCUUACUAUAUGUAAACAUAUGCUGGAGCACACUGAAGAGUCGUUGCACCAAAACUCUACGGUUUAUGGUUUGCUCAAUGAACUCAUCGUUCCUUCGGUUCAAAGCAAAGAAAUUGUGCUGCGCGAGGAAGGCUUGUAUUGCUUGGGUCUCUGCUGCAUGUUGGACAAGACGCUUGGAAUACACAACAUCAACUUGUUUGUUCACCUACUGAGAAAUGGUCAUGCCGAGCUCCAACAAAGAGCCCUCAUGAUUCUCUUUGACCUAAUCAUGACAUUUGGCUUAUCGACCGUUGUAUCCAAAAUGGAAAGUGAGACUGAGCUUCAUGAAAUUUUUGAAUUCUGUUUGGAUCAUGACAACGUGGAGCUGCAAGCUAUCGCCGUCGAGGGUAUCGCCAAACUAAUGCUCCAUCGAUUAUUUCAACACGAAGAGACCCUGAAAUUGUUGGUGCUCUUGUAUUAUUACCCAAGCAGUGUUGAAAAUACCAAGGCUCAGCAGUGCUUGACCUACUUUUUCCCUGCAUUCUGCUAUUCAUCUGCGAAAAAUCAAGCAAUCAUGGCCAAGAUUGCGAUACCCACAUUAGAAGAUCUUUGCUCAACAUAUGCUGAUCUGGAUAAAGAUGAAGAUAUGGUAUCCCCAUCCCAGAUAUCCGACAUGCUGGCCGAUUGGACAGACCCUCGAAAAGUGGCGAAAUCAAAAAUUUCGCGCUUAGAAGAUCAAGAGGUGGAUUUGGGGCUUCAGGCAGACAUGGCACUUCAGAUUUUAAGCAAUAUCUACAACGAGACAGGAGUGACACGAAAAACGAUGUGCCAUAUGCUCUCAAAGAUCUAUAUAGCAGAAGGAGGAGAAGAUCGUUUGCAAAAGAUUUUGACGCUAUGUGAGACGAUCGAAAAGGAAAAGCCUAUCAAAGAAGUGUUGAUUCGAAAUUCUUUCCGACAUUUCAUCAAAUCGGUGAAGAAGCAUUUGCAACAGGAGGAUGCCGUUGUGGAUGAUCAGAGAGAAGACGACAGCGUCACCGCAUAAUGACUUGCGGCCUGAUCGGCCCCCUAUUUAUUCAUCGAGAUGCGCUGAAGCGUACGAAAAUCAAUUGAAUACGUUCCAGCCAUCCAACAAAGACCACCCAGGCCCUAGUUUUACAUAUCAUUAGAUGCUUCAUGUAACACUUUCGAGUCCCCUCAUUAAAACCCGUAUCAUGUAAUAUAACCAGCUUUCCUCAAUAUGAAUAACGAUUCAUUACGUUUUCAUGAAC